This is a messenger RNA of Chara braunii, 3622 nucleotides long. The record is from the annotation of a GenBank genome assembly. Lineage: Eukaryota; Viridiplantae; Streptophyta; Charophyceae; Charales; Characeae.
AGGUUUUUUUUUUUUUUUUUUUUUUUUUUACUUUGCAAAAAUAACCAAACCUUGAAAAAAUAACCAAAAAAAAACGAAAAACUUGCGACACUUGAUUUCCCGGAUGCAAUCGAAUUUCUCAGAUACACGACGCAAUCUCUGCUUGAGUCGAACCCUUCCAGCCCGCGUCUUGUGCGUGGGCGGAGAGCUCUAUCCCGACCGCUCCCUUGCCCACGGCGAUUUGAAGACAGCCAGGACUGCAGGGAGGAGAGAGAAGGGAGAGCAAGGAAGAGGGAGGGAGGAAGAAUCAUCUGGAGGAGCGCAAAGCCCUUUAGCGGGCAGUGGCGACCUGUUGCCUAUCGCAGGGCAUGGAGAUGGGGAUCUGAAUGUCGUCAGAAUAGAACACUGGGGAUCUGAAUGUGGUCAGAAUAGAACACUGCGAGCAGUGCCCUCGGAACGAUCAAGAUUGGGCCGAGUUAACGGACAGCAGAAGCCACAGGAGGAGGAGGGGAAAUCGGGGGAAGUCGGGGAAGUCGGGGGAAGAGGGGGAGGAGGGGGAGGAGGACGGGGGCGGUUUUCGAGGAGGAGCUAUGGCUGCGAGCAGUGCCCUCGGAAGUAUCAAGAUUGGGCUGAGUUAACGGAGAUCAGAAGCCACAGGAGGAAGAGGGGGAAGAGGGGGAGGAGGGGGAGGAGAGGGAGGAAAGGGAGGAGGGGAAGGAGGGGGAGGAGGACGUUGCAGUCCAGCAGGCAUUGGCCGCCUCCUGCGCAGCGAGGAGGAGAAGGGGGAGUAGGGGGAGAAAGAGGAGGAGGAGGAGGAGGAGGAGGAAGAGGGGGAAGAGGAGGAAGAGGAGGAAGAGGAGGAAGAGGAGGAAGAGGAGGGGAGGAAGAAGAGGAGGAAGAGGAGCGGGACGGAGUUCACGAAGAGCAGCAGCAGAAGCAGCAAGAGCAGCAGAAGGACCAGGAGCAGGAGCAGCAGGAGGAGGAGGUGGAACGAUAUUUCCAUAGAGACUCUGACGUGGGUUGUCCGGCCAAGCAGAAAGCCCAGGAGAAGAACCCUACAGAGAAAGCUCCCUCUCAGAAGGAGAAUUCCCCUGUAAAGGAGAAGGAUCCACAGAAGGAGGUGCUUUCAACGAAGGGGAUUCUCCUGGAGGAGAAGGAGAUUAUCUCUUCAAAGAAAGGUCCAGCCCCGGACAAAGAGGACGAGCCUCGAUGGGAAUUAGUUACUCGCAACUCUAAGAACAGGCGCAAAAGGAAAAUUAACAAGAAAUCCUGGAGUCGGAAGGAUUCUCGGGGAGGGACCAAGCCUAUUCCACCCACGAAAGAUGGAUCGUCCAAGGAUGAUGCCGAGCCGUCGGGUAAAUUACCCGAAGUUCGGGGUGAUCCUGUUGUUUCGUCUAAAGCAGAUGACAGAGAUGAGGUGUUGGUCAGCGAGGGUGAAGGGGAAGGCACGGGAGAGAAAGAAAAUAACUCAAACUUGGAGAAAGAUGUUGCAAAGGUUGCGGGUGUGGAUGGGUCUUCUUGUCCCGUAAAACCGGAGUCCAUAGGCAUUAACGGGGAAGGGGAAGGGGAGGAAGGGGAGAGGGAGGGAUUAUCUCGAAGGGAAGGAGGGGAGAGUGUUGUGUCCCCUACCCCGGCCUCUAUCCUUGGAGGAUUGCAGUCUAAAGAUAGAGCCGAGCAACCUAUCGAAGAACAGAAAGAUCUGUCAAAAGCGGAUGACAGUGACGUGUUGAUGGUAAGUGAUGAUGAAGGGGACGAAAUGGAAAAGAACGAGGAUGACUCAAACUUGGUGAAUGAAGAAGUGAAGGAGGAGGGUAGGGAGGAAUCUCUAAGCCCAGUUAAAUCUGAGCCUGAGCCUGAAAGUUCCCAGGAGGUAGGGAAAGGCGAGGAAGGGGAGGAGGAGAUUGGUUUAUUACGAAGGAAAAGAGACACCUUCCGUGUUCUACACCCAGAGGACAAUGGUUUCACAUGGCAUGGCCCAAGACCUUCAGAAAAGGCUCCAAUUCCUCGUAGGCGGUUGGAUCUUAUCUUGGCUAGGGGCUCUCUUUGGGACAGAUGUAUGGCUUCAGAAUACCGGAUCUCAGAUAUCUCGGAUCAUUAUCCCAUUCAUAUAGGCAUUGUAUCAAAGGAGCUAGUGGAAAAGGAACGCCGGCCCUUCCGUCUUAACGUGAAUUUGUUGAAGGAUGAGGGCAUUCCGAGGUGGGUAAGCGCCCAGAUGACGGCGUGGAUGCGGGCUAAAGAUCUGUUUGAUUCAGAGGAGGAAUGGGCUGAGGUGGGAAUAGGAAUUAUCAGGGCUGCCCUUGUUGAAUUUUCAAGAAUGAAAUCUGCAAAUAGAGCUUGGAAAGAGAAAUGUUUGUUAAUGGAGAUUGCUACUGCGGAAGAUAAGAUUGGUAUUGACCCGUUUGAAGAGUUCUAUUGGUCCGAAAAAAGGAGACUUGCGUUGGCUCGUCUAGAAGAUCUGGAACAACGCAAACAAGCCGAAUGGCUUGACUGGUUAAAGCUCAGAGGCAUCAUUGGGUAUGAUAGAAUGACGAAGUUGACCUUUCGGUCUCUGGUCUUGAGACAGACAAAACCAUUAAUAAGGGAACUUAUCCACCCCUUCGAUUUAGAGAAGGGACCUGCGAAUGACACCCAAAAUAUGUGUGCCUAUGCCCUAGAGUAUUUUAGGGACAUUGUUAGCUCCCGUAGACCUUUUGAUAAUUUUGAUUCAGAUCUCUUUGUUGACUCCUCCUUUUGGGACAGGACUACUUCGUGCAUUUCUGCGCAAACUAUGGCCAGUCUUGAUUCUCCAAUCACAGUACAGGAACUAACCAGAGCCGUUCAAAGGAUGGCCACAGGCAAAUGCCCUGGGCUUGAUGGGCUACCCGUGGAACUAUUUUCUAGCGCUUGGCCGUCCUUUGCACCUUUCCUUUGUCAGAUUUACAAUAAAGCCCUGGUUUCAGGCUCCCUUCCAAGGAGUUUUGUCAAGGGCGUGAUUUCGCUCCUUUAUAAGAAAGGGGACAAGAGGGAGGUCCGGAACUAUCGUCCGAUAUCGGUAUUAAACGUCACAUAUAAAAUCCUGGCGAAAACGCUAGCUAUCCGGUUAGCAGAGGAACUGCCCCUCCUAGUUGGAUGGGAGCAAGGCGCCUUCGUGAAAGGACGGUCGAUCUUUGAUAAUAUAAUGACUACGGUUCAAGCCCUGGAGGUCAUUAAUGCAGAAGAUAGAAAUGUGGCAGUCCUACUUUUGGACAUGGAAAAGGCCUAUGACAAGGUGGGGUGGGCUUUUGUUACUACCACCUUGUCUAAAAUGGGAUUCGGCCAAGGAUUCAUAAAGUGGACCAGGGCUAUGUAUGCAAAGGCUGCUUCAGUGGUUGUGGUCAACGGAAGAUUGUCUGAGGACUUUCACUUAACAAGGUCUUUGAGACAAGGCUGCCCACUGGCCCCUCUACUGUUUGUUCUGCAACUUGAAGUCCUCCUCGACAACAUUCGACUAAAUCCAAGAAUAACAGGACUGACAUUGUCUCUUGUCCUCAAGUGGAAAGGAGGAGCUCUAGCAGAUGAUCUUACUCUGGCGGUUCAGAACUCUCACUCCACUUUAUUAGAAAGUUAAGUCAGUAUUAGAUGAGUACUGUCUUCUUUCUGAGGCCUCUAUAAACUGGUCAAAGUC